AAUAUCUGUUUUAAGGGGGUUGUUGCUGCGCGCCGUUCGACCAAGUCGACGCGAAAGCGCGCUCUGACACUCCACCCGCGGCCCGCGAGCCAAAACUUACGCCAUCACUCCGACGUAGGUACGAUUAAUUUAACCAAGAUAUCCUGACGCGACGUUGAGAAAAACACACGCAAAAACCUGUGGUCGAACGUCGAGUGCUAAUGUCUUUUCUUAUCUGCCAUCUUGGUAGGAUUACUAGGUCAAACUUAAAGUGGGGAUGUUGUGUGGAGAGUUCCACAGGACACCCCUAGGUUUUCACGUCAAUUCGGGCGCGUUCUGUUCGGAUAGCCGUAACCCCUACUGGUCCUUGGUGCUCCUGGCCAGGGGCAUGGCUGCCAUUACCGCGCAGGCUGUACACGAAGACGAAGACAUUUUCUUGGAAAACGGUCUUCUCAGCUAUGAGAACCCGAACUACCGUCUAGGCCCGUCGAACCGUCUCGACGACGCGCUCAACUCCAACACGGAGAACAGCUUGUACGAGGACAUCUACCAGGAACUGGACGACAUCUGCAACAUGGGGCACGGGCUCAAAGGGGGCGCCCCCAUGUCCGGCAACGCCGGACGCAAAGCGUACGCCGCCCUCGAUAUAGGCUCGAUGGGCGUUGACGUCACCACCGGCCCCCUCACGCAGAUCAACUCAUCCAACUUGAUAGACAAUAGAACGGACGUUGAAAAUGAAAGCAAUGGAAAUGAAUUUAAGGAAAAUACCGAUUUGUGGAACAAUUUGUGCGAGCAAAGGGUGAUAACCAAGGAUGAGGAUGGAGUGCCACACAUAGUCGGGCACAUAAACAACGACCUGUACGCCAUACCGAUAAAGAAAAGUCAAAAAUCGCCGGAAAACCUGAAACUUCACUCUCCGGAAAAGGAGUGGAACAGCUGCGAUCUGCCUCCCGGAUGGGAAAAGCACGAAGACAAUGACGGUCCGUACUACUGGCACAUAAAAAGCGGAACAAUACAGAGGGAAGUGCCGGCCUCUGCCGAAGAUAGACCGGAAAAAUCGGACUUGAAGAGCUUUAAGGAGACCGACGUUUUGAUGUCCCCCUUCGAGAACAAUUCUUCGGUAACCAGAAGUAGCACCAGUUCGGCGCUGGAUCUGGAUUCUGAAGACAGGAAGAAGAAGGAAGAUAUCUCGCUGAAAAGGAGGAGUUACCCUUCGAAACCGGAGCAGGAAGUUAAAGAGCGUCCAAUCAGAUUCGCCGUUAGAUCUUUAGGUUGGGUUGAGAUAGCCGAAGAGGAUCUGACGCCGGAAAGAAGUAGUAAAGCGGUAAAUAAGUGCAUUGUGGACCUUUCCCUGGGGAAAAAUGAUCUCUUGGACGUUGUCGGAAGAUGGGGCGAUGGUAAAGAUCUUUUCAUGGACUUGGACGAGGGAGCUUUAAAACUGAACUGUUCGACCCGGAAAAUUUGACAGUCCUCAAUACUCAACCGAUACAUACAAUCAGGGUGUGGGGUGUGGGGCGCGAUAACGGCAGGGAUUUCGCUUACGUGGCUCGCGACCGGUCGACGCGCAAGCACAUGUGCCACGUGUUCAGGUGCGACAUGCCGGCGCGGACGAUCGCGAACACGCUGCGCGACAUCUGCAAGAAGAUAAUGAUCGAGCGCAGCCUGCAGCAGAACCUCGGCAAGUCGGUGGACGUGAACGGAAGGAGCUCGCAGGCCACCAGGCCGAACAACCUGCCCACCGAGCACCGCAGGCCCGCCAGAACCAACCAGAUGUUUGUUUCCCAGUCGUUUCCCACGCCAAUGGAAGAACCAAAAAAGAUACUCAGGUCGCAGUACUUAGGCUGCACCCAGGUAGCGCAAGCCACUGGCAUGGACACGCUGAACGAGGCCAUCGAGAGAUUGGUCAACACUGUGCCCCAGGACCAGUGGCAGCCCGUCAACAUCUCGAUAGCGCCCUCUAUGAUAUCGAUACAUCAUCCCACGGAUGACCGGUUGUUAGCUGAAUGUAGGGUUAGGUACCUCUCGUUUCUAGGCAUAGGUAAAUUAAUCAAGCAUUCGGCGUUCAUAAUGCACACUGCUCAGGACACGUUCAUGGCGCACGUUUUUUAUUGCGAACCUUCGUCGGGAGCGCUGUGCAAAACAAUAGAAGCUGCCUGCAAGCUGAGAUACCAAAAAUGUUUGGACGCUCAUCCGCAAGGCUUGGGCAACAGCAAUUCCAGUUUAAAUACUCCGGGUAGCAGCAUCGGCGCUGCUUUAAAAUCGAUAGUCGGUUCUUUGCGCGGACGGAAAAGCAAAAGUACGGACUCCUGAGACGAGGGGUCGUCUCUACAGGAAUAAUUUCGCCAGGAAUACGGAAUGAUUCCGGUAGAGCGUGAGGUGAUUAGACACAGGCACUUGCAGUCCCCUCUAACACCGAAAACAACCAAUACAACAACAAUUAGCACUAGUCCACGCUCAGCGCCCUCUCUCGAUCUCAGGUGGGACAACUUAACCAACUAAAAAAACAAAUGUACUCCCCCACCCUCACACACAAGUAACUGGAAUUAUUUGAUCUGAUGAAACCCCCAUGUUCUGUAUAGGGGAGAUUUUAUGCCGCAUUUUUUAGGGGUUUUCUCAUUUUCAUGGCUGAUUUGUUAAUACUAUGGAAUAGAUCACUAAAAAUGAUGAAAUAAAACAAACCAGUUAUGAAAAUAAAAUCUUU
This is a messenger RNA of Brassicogethes aeneus, 2680 nucleotides long. NCBI's taxonomy places the organism in Eukaryota, Metazoa, Arthropoda, Insecta, Coleoptera, Nitidulidae. The record is from the annotation of a GenBank genome assembly.